Molecule: messenger RNA, 582 nt
Organism: Cladophialophora psammophila CBS 110553
Lineage: Eukaryota; Fungi; Ascomycota; Eurotiomycetes; Chaetothyriales; Herpotrichiellaceae
Exons: 3
Coding region: 1-582 (193 amino acids)
Source: RefSeq, a predicted model, not a curated record
AUGGACGCCAGACCGCUAGCCCUCGAGGACGCUUGUAUCAUGUGUCCACGUCGAGGUUCUAAAGUGUGCCCCAAUUGCAAGGACGCCCGUUAUUGUUCCAAGGACUGUCAAAAGCUGGACUGGAAGAACCACAAGAUCAUUUGCCCAUCCUUUCAAGAACCAAAGCCUAAUGUGACCGACCCAAAUGGGCGCAUAGAUGGCAUCAUCAUCGAAUGUCUUCCUGAAUUUGGCUUGGUGAACUUUCGGCGUGCUCUCUUCUUCCCUGGGGGUGACCAACCGCCCAAGGGCCCAAUCCUGGUCGUGCGCGGCUUUAUCGACCAAGUCGGGAACGACCACAUACAAGAUGCCGACAUGCGCGACUCACGAACCGCCGCAGACUUCUUCAGCUCAGCGCACCGUGAAGGACUCAGUGAUCCAAUUCUCGAAAAGAAACGCUUUCAGGCGAUAUUUAUUGGUAGUCGCGAAGAUGUUGCCCGUUAUCGGCUACCGACAAAAUACUUCGAGGCUGUAUCAAUGGCUGCGAUUCCGUCUUCCAAUCAGAGGGCAGCGGCAUUGUCAACCUCUUGGGAAUUCCAAUUCUGA